Molecule: messenger RNA, 2290 nt
Organism: Saccostrea cuccullata (small rock oyster)
Lineage: Eukaryota; Metazoa; Mollusca; Bivalvia; Ostreida; Ostreidae
Exons: 6
Source: RefSeq, a predicted model, not a curated record
UUUGUGCACAAAAUUCUGAUUUGGAAUCGAUUGCAGCAGAACAAGACAAAAACUCUAGUUCUAAGGUUCAAAAGGCAGACUGGUUGUCCAACUAUCUUUCGCAACAACAGGAAUUUGAACAAAGGAGACUUUUAAGAAAGCAACAAAUGAAAAUAUGGUACCAACAAAAUAAGGAGAAAAAAAAACAAUAUGAAAGAAACCGGUAUCAAGAUGAAGAAAAUGCCAAAAGAAAAAAACAGUAUAUGAAAGAAAAUUAUUGUAUUCCAGAGAAUGCAGAAAAAAAGAAGAAAUUUAUGAAGGAAAAAUACAGAAUUCCAGAGAUUGCAGAAAAAAAGAAACAGAAUAUCAGAGAAAAAUACACAAAUCCAGAGAUUGCAGAAAAAAUGAAGCAGAUUAUGAAGGAAAAAUACAGUAUACAAGAGAUUGCAGAAAAAAAGAAGCAGAGUAUGAAGAAACAAUACAGAAUUCCAGAGAUUGCAGAAAAAAAGAAACAACAUGUCAGGAAAAAAUACAAGAUUCCAGAAAAAGCACAAAAACAAAAAGAACAUGUAAAACAAAAUUAUAAGAUACCAGAAGCAAGAAAAAGGAAGGGAGAACAUAAUUUGCAAAACUAUCACAGAAAGAAAGCUAAAUUGAUGGAUGGUAAUGCAGCACUUCAGAAAUUUAGAACUUCAUGCAAAGAAUAUCCAAUUUUUCCCUGCAUUGUAUGUGGACGGAUUAUGUUUCGUUCCCAGGUUCAAAAAUUUGUCAAAAACAAGUACAAAAAAGCACAGGUAUCUAUUUUAUUGAACAGCCUUUCAUCAACCAAUAAAGAACAUAUUUGUGUUUUAUGUGACAAGACCAUGAAAAAUGGCAAAAUUCCAGCACAGGCAUUAGCCAACAAUAUGAAUCUAACCACUGUUGGAGCCGAAUUAAGUGAACUUAAUAAACUAGAAAGACACCUGGUAUCCCCAGUAAUUCCUUUUAUGAAAAUAGUUAAUUUGCCAAAACAUACACAAAAAGGCAUUCAUGGACCAGUAGUUUCGGUGCGCUCAGAUAUUAGGAAAGUUACGACAACUUUGCCUAGAAACAUUUCAGAUGAAUCAUUCAUCAAGAUGAAACUGAAGCGUAAGUUGUCUUUUAAAGGGCAUCAUCUGUACCAGGAGAUAUGUCCUAACAGAAUCUUCAAAGCACUUGAUUUUCUAAAGAAAAGAAAUCCACACUUUACAGAAAUAGAAAUUAAAGAAGAUAUUUUUGAAAGUGGAGAAUAUCUAGGUGAUGAUGAAAACAAUUCUGCUCUAGAUAGCAGUGGUUCUGGUGAGAAGGGGGAAUCUGAACCUGUAAAGGAGAAAUCCAGAAAUAAUGAACACACAGAGAGCAAUACCAAUGCAGAUUAUGAUGAUCCUGACAAAGAAGAAGAAGAAGAAUCAACAGAAGAAUCUCAAGAUUCUGUACCACCACUUGACACAUCUCUUCAACCAUCAGACCCAGCACAGUAUUUUGCUGAUGAAAAUCCAAACUCCAUUUUUUGUAUUGCACCAGCAGAAGGAAACACACCAUUGAAAGUCAUCAGUACUGAAGGACAGGCAUUUCCAAUUCAUUUUCCUACUGGAGAAAAAACCUACACUGACAAACGCAAUACAAAAAUAUCAAUGAAACGAUAUUUCAACAGUAGAUUGUUUUCGAGUGAUCCUAGGUUUGCUAGUGAUCCAGAGUAUAUAUUUUUUGCACAGUAUACAGCAGAACUGGAGGAAGUAUUUUCUUCUGUGUCCAUUGCUAUGCGAAAGACAGUUGAUUUCAGCCACUUGACUUCAGCUAGCUUCUUGGAUUCUUCCAAAAUGAAAAAGAUGCUUAAAAAAGAUGAAUGUUAUCGCUUUUUGCAAACCAUUCGAGGUUCCCCAGCAUACUGGGAAAAAACCAUGCGAGAUCUUUUUGCCAUGCUUAAACAGCUUGGCAUACCAACAUUUUUUAUAACUUUCUCAGCUGCAGAAAGGAGAUGGUCAGAAAUCAUUGAAGCAAUUUGUCUGCAGCAAGGUUUGGAAGUUCCACUUGAGCCUGAUUGGCAACAGUACUACAACAUAAUAAAUAGCAACAUUGUGACUGCUACACGCAUGUUCGAUAAAAGGCUUCAUGAUUUUAUCAAUCAAGUCAUUAUGAGUCCAUCAAAUCCUAUUGGGAAGGUAACUGAUAUCUUUGGCAGAAUUGAGUUUCAAGCACGAGGUUGGCCACAUUAUCAUGGUCUUGUUUGGAUUGAAAAUGCCCCUGAAUGGCAGAAAUCUUCAGAUAGUGAAGUGACAGCUUUUAUCGACAA